AGUAGAGCGCUUGGCUGCAGCAACUACAGUUCAUUCAAAUCCAAAACAUUGUAUAAUACCGCUCUAGAGAUGAUUUACUAUAGGUGUUUUGAGAGUUUCGUAUUAUUGCUGGUGUGGCUAUUGGUGCAGUGUCCUUUAAUUAUUGCAAAGCUGCCGUCCACAAUUACACCAUGCGCCCGCAAUGAACCUCUUUUGGAGCGCUGUAUCAUUAACGCUGUGUACCAAAUAAGGCCUUUACUAGGGCAUGGCAACCUGGGGGAUGGCUUCACAAUACCUCCAUUAGAACCGUUGUCCCUAGAUAAUAUUGAACUCAGAUUAAGUAGCCAAUUUCAAGCUGUUUUCACGGAUCUUGAAGCUAACGGAGGGAGUAACUUUGUCAUUGAACGCCUUAUUGCCAAACCGUUAGACACAUCGUACGAUCUCUGGAUUACACUUCCGCGCAUAGACUUUAGAGGGAAGUACUCGCUGCAUCUGAAUUUGCUACUCCUAGACAUAAAAGGAAGAGGAAACAUGCAGGGACAUUGCGAAAACGCAAAAGCAUUCGUUAAAAUACGUGGCUCUCGGUAUCUGCGAAAUGGCAAAGACUAUGUGAAAUUUACCAAGAUGACCAUGCGCAUUGAUUUUAAGACUUUUAAAUUAAACCUGGCAAACCUGUUUAGCGGCGAUAGAGUGUUGGGUGACGUAGGAAAUAGACUUAUUAACAACAAUCAAGAAUUAUAUCUGAAAGAGAUUGAGACAAGCAUAGAGCACAGUCUUUCGAAAAAGUUUUUAGAUGUGGCAAAUAAAAUCCUUGCCAGCGCCACAUUCGAUGAGAUGUUCCCCCACGGAAAGACGUUUAUCAAUCCGAUUACACACCCGCCCAGAUUACCAUCAUCGGGAGUCAGUCCAGCAAUAUUUUAAGUUCAAAAUCCCGAAGGAAGUAUUUCACAUAGUGUCCUUUUAAAAUUUAUUUGAAUUAAAUACACAUUUUCUAGGUCAAUAUUAGGGAUAAUCACACUAUAAAAAAAAAUUGAUAAUUAUAAUGUGUUUAUUGUGUUUUUAAAUUGUAUCAACUAUUUCUUAGUUAGAUGAAAUUAUGAAAAAUACAACAUUUUUGUGAAAUUAUGAAAUAAUAUGGUCAGAGCUAUGAAAAAGUUUUA
Messenger RNA from Drosophila sechellia, 1139 nucleotides. RefSeq names its product Juvenile hormone binding protein 10 (gene Jhbp10). Gene Ontology annotation, biological process: multicellular organismal reproductive process. NCBI's taxonomy places the organism in Eukaryota, Metazoa, Arthropoda, Insecta, Diptera, Drosophilidae. The transcript is spliced from 4 exons. The coding region runs from base 70 to 900 and encodes 276 amino acids. The record is from RefSeq and is a predicted model, not a curated record.